Molecule: messenger RNA, 1720 nt
Organism: Pelobates fuscus (common spadefoot toad)
Lineage: Eukaryota; Metazoa; Chordata; Amphibia; Anura; Pelobatidae
Gene: PLA1A
Product: phospholipase A1 member A
Exons: 11
Coding region: 49-1428 (459 amino acids)
Biological process (GO): triglyceride catabolic process; fatty acid biosynthetic process
Molecular function (GO): lipoprotein lipase activity
Source: RefSeq, a predicted model, not a curated record
UGGAUGGGGCUCUAAUCACCAGGAUAUUAAUACACGGAUACAGCAGCCAUGGCAGGAGGCGAGAGGCUGGACCUGCUCCUGGUCACCCUCCUCUUCACUCUUCUCACACUAACUGGGAGCGAGCAGAUAGAUCACUACACGCCGCAGCAAUGCACGGAUUUCCAGGUCUCUGGAAUAUUCCAGGAUAAUAAACUCCAGGUGAAGUUUCUCCUGUUUACGCCCCAGCACCCAGACUGCGGCCAAGUCAUCCACGUCAAUGGCUCGAACAGCCUCAAAGACUCGACGUUCAAUGCCACCCGUGAAACCAAGGUCGUCAUUCACGGCUUCAGGAUUUUGGGGUCAAAGCCCUCAUGGAUUGAAGACCUGGUGAAGUCACUGUUGGAAGCAUCAGGCGGGAAUGUGGUGGCGGUGGAUUGGGUGUAUGGUUCGACGGCCAAGUAUAACGAAGCCGUAGAUAACAUACCAAAGCUGAGUCAGGAAAUCGUGGACCUCAUUAAGGAAAUGAUGCUACUGGGGUCCACGGAGGAUUCUAUUCACCUGAUUGGCAUUAGCCUUGGUGCCCAUGUCGCUGGGAGAGUUGGGCAGGUCUUUAGUGGUCGUCUUGGGCAAAUUACAGGGCUGGAUCCGGCUGCAUUUAAAUUCACAAACGUUGAGAUGGAUUUGAGACUAGAUCCCAGCGAUGCUGUAUUCGUAGAAGCCAUUCACACAGACACAGACAAUUUCGGGAUCCGAAUCCCUGUAGGACACGUGGAUUUCUUUAUUAAUGGAGGCAGAGACCAGCCGGGCUGUCCGUCUCUGCGCAACUUGUAUAAAUACAUGAUCUGUGACCACAUGCGCUCGGUCAGUAUUUACACUAACGCUCUAUUCGGGAUCUGUUCCUACGCUGGAUUUCACUGCGCUAGUUACCAGGAUUUCCGUGAUGGGAAGUGCGUUCAUUGUCUGGACCCCACUCUGCCCUCCUGCCCACAAAUAGCCGGACGGGGGCCAGUAAUAAGGCAGAACACUACGAUGGUACCAAUGGCUUUCAUGAUGACCACAAGCAACGAGCCAUACUGCGCUCACCACAUUUUGCUGGAGUUUACAUUGGAGGAAACAGAAUAUCGUGAUUUUACCAUAGAGAUCCAACUGAUCAGUAAUCGUAGCACGAGCACCACCAGAAUGUCCAUAUCUAAAAACACAGUGCAAGGGAGAAGUGUGAUCGCCCACCAAGACCGGCUCUGCCUGAUUCAUACACUAGUUUUGCGGAUUACUAAAUCAUUGUCCAGUCUCUGGAGGAGAGCGUUGGAUGUCAGUGGAACGUUGUGUAUUUCGGAGCUGCCGAGUUACAGGAAUGAGAUCUGUCUGCCCGAAACUGUGAAACUUAUAGGAAACGCUCGGCAAUAUUAUGACUUUAGUAUUCACAGAAAUAAUACCUGUCCGAAUAAUUAGCUGAACUGGCAAUGUAUUAUCCAGAGAAUCUGAGGCCUACUGGCACUACAACCACCGCAGCCCGAGGGUGCAAGGAAGCCCCGAUGUCAUUAUAUAAAUGUAUGAAAUUAUUGUAUCCGCAGUCACAGGAUGUCCUGGAUGGAUGCAAGAUGUAACACAGCUGUAUGGUUUAGUGAAUGGGCCCCUCAUUGAUCUUUGUUACUCUAAGACUAUGCAGUAGUUUUUAAAAAAUAUAUAUAUAUAUUUUUUUUUAAUAGAAAUUAACCAUAGAAAUAAACAUAUUUUACCAAGU